AUGAUACCAGCUCUGGACACCGGCGCAAGAGUCGGCGCUCCUCCAGGCCAUCGUGCGCUAGGAAACGGGGCUGCCAGCGGGGUCGAGAAGGAUGGUUGUGGUUGUGGUGGUGGUGGUGGCGGCGGCGGCGGCGGUAGCGAGUUACGGAAAAGUGUCAGUAACUCUAGGGCCGCGGAGUACUGGCGCGAGUUCGAGCUGCCGCGGGAAGAUCCCCUGACGCAGCCACCGAGCCCGGACGCCGAGUCCGCCGCGCCCACGAGGCGGGAAAGCACCGUCGCAGACACGGACGAGCCGCGGAGCUCGCCUAUGAGCGUCUCAGGAGGUCGGGCGUCGGGGAGAGGAGGCAGAGGAGGACGCGCCUCGGCCCGCGCAGGUGGCGGUGGCAGUGCCAGGCUGUCGUCGCGGCUGCAGAACGAGCUUGAGACGCCCAAGGGCGAGCGGAGCGCGAGCAGAAGGACGAGCAAGGCGCCGAGCAUCGUAGAGCAGGAGCAGGAUGAGGACAAGGUGAUGGAGGAUGCGGACGAGGACGACGACGACGACGACGACGAAGAAGCCGAGCAGGAGGAGAGUACACCCGCCGAGGAGGAAGAUGAGGAGGAUGAGAGCGAGGAACACGAGGAAGAGGAAGCCGAGCAGAAGAGGAGCAAAAAGCUCGCCCGAGCACCUCGAAGCAGGCCUCAACCGGCACCGACCUCCAAAGUCCGUGAAAACCAGGCAUUGCGCCGCACGCGCCGAACGACUCGAGCGGAGAAGUCUCCACCGUUACGUUUUCGGGAUGUCGAAGACAGCGACGACGAUUAUAAGGAGGAGAACGGAGACACCGUAGCCAGCCUUAAGGAGCUAGUUACGCUGGUCAAGGAGCUCAAGAAAACAAUUGACUAA
This is a messenger RNA of Fonsecaea erecta, 882 nucleotides long. RefSeq lists its product as hypothetical. The record is from RefSeq and is a predicted model, not a curated record. NCBI's taxonomy places the organism in Eukaryota, Fungi, Ascomycota, Eurotiomycetes, Chaetothyriales, Herpotrichiellaceae. The transcript is spliced from 4 exons. Bases 1 to 882 code for a protein of 293 amino acids.